Messenger RNA from Volvox carteri f. nagariensis, 954 nucleotides. RefSeq lists its product as uncharacterized. Gene Ontology annotation, biological process: intracellular signal transduction; protein phosphorylation. The annotation marks the transcript as partial. Gene Ontology annotation, molecular function: protein serine/threonine kinase activity; ATP binding. The record is from RefSeq and is a predicted model, not a curated record. The transcript has 7 exons. Lineage: Eukaryota; Viridiplantae; Chlorophyta; Chlorophyceae; Chlamydomonadales; Volvocaceae.
CCACUGAGCAACCCGGAUCCUCUCGCUGGACAUCCACAUUAUUCAAAAGUCAAGGACCUUGGCAUAGGCAGUUUUGGGAGCGUUGCGCUAUAUCAGCGGAAGGAGGGACGCGGCGAGCCAUCGCUAUGCGCUGUGAAGUUCAUGCCAAGAAGUGGACCCGGCGUCGAUGUGAAUCUUAUUCAGCGCGAGAUUCAGAGCCACCGCGUGUUGCGCCAUCCUCACGUUAUUCGCUUCAAGCAGCUGGGCCUGACAAACACACACAUCUUCAUGUGUAUGGAGUACGCCGAUCAGGGUGAUCUUUUGGGAUUUCUGCGACGCAAGGGGCCGCUACCCGAGGCAGACGCGCGGUGGCUCUUCCAGCAGUUCAUUUUCGGUCUGGACUACUGCCAUCUGAAGGGGGUGGUCAAUCGAGAUUUAAAGCCGGAGAACUUGCUGCUCAAGCUGACGCCGGAGGCUAGCAAGCGACACAGCAACACCUUCAACUUGCACAUUAAGAUUGCGGACUUUGGGCUGUCUAAGCGCGCCGCACAUUCACUGCCCAAGACGCGCGUGGGGACGAUAAACUAUAUGGCACCUGAGGUACUGCUGGCGGGACCUUCCCAGCGGUACGACGGUCACAAGGCCGACAUCUGGUCAGCAGGCGUCGUACUGUACGCCAUGCUAUUCUCCCGCGUGCCGUUCGAGGUGAUGCACGAGCCAGCUGCGGCCCAACAACAGCAAGGUCAACAAAAGCAACAGCAGCAGGCAGGGGCUGCACGCGACCGCGCCGCGACCAUCCAGCGCAUUUUGGAGGGUGACUGGGCGGUGCCGCCGGGUAUGACCGUGACGCCCCAGUGCCUGCAUCUGCUGACCCAGAUGCUUGUUCCGGACCCAGCUCAUAGGAUCCCGAUGGCCGCCAUUAUGGAACAUCCCUGGUUCCGGAGCGGCCUGCCGCCGGCAGCGCUGACGAUGAAU